Messenger RNA from Prunus armeniaca (apricot), 1203 nucleotides. The record is from the annotation of a GenBank genome assembly. Lineage: Eukaryota; Viridiplantae; Streptophyta; Magnoliopsida; Rosales; Rosaceae.
AUGGUCAACUUAAAUUGGCUAGAACAGAAGAGAAGCAGACCAACGACGGAAGCUAGCUCCAGCAGAGGCAUAGCAAUCACAAGGGAAACUAAUGAAAGGCCAAAAGCAACUAUCUCGGCUGGGGUGGUGCUCUACAGCAAGUGCAAGUGUGAAACUGAGCUAGAAGUGGUUCUGGACAAGCAGAAUCAGCCCACACCUAGUGUUUUUGAUAGGAUUGGAACCUCAUUUCGAGACAAAGCCAGGCAGAAUGACUAUCUUAGGCAUGCUCAGUAUAGCAGAAGAAAGAUAGAGCAGCCCAAGAAGGAAAUACCAAUUAAGAUGCCCGGGAAUGAAAAGCCCUUAGCAACUAUCAUAGAAGGCAGAUGGUAUUCUAUGGGGAAAAGUGGUAGACCAACUCUAGAAUUAACCAUAACUCAAAAGAGGAGGGUUCAAAGGCAGUACUGCACAUUCCUCAAAAACCAGGGUGAUACACAGGUACUUCCAGAGACCAGUUCUGCCAGAAAAGGAAAAAAUCUGGAAGUACUUCCUCAGGCAAAACGAAUAACCUGCCAGCCGCAAAAGCUGGUAAAAAGCAGAAUCUCCAAGCAGGCCCUCUAUCCAUCUUGCCUCAUCCUCAAACCUAUUCUAGUAGAAGAACAAGAAGACUGGACUGAAGAGUAUGAAGAGGAGCAGCAGGACUAUGAACCAUCUGCAGAUGACCAGAACGGACUCCUCGAGACAGGAGAACAGGGAGACUGGGCAGAAGAAUAUGGGGAAGAACAAAUGGGGUAUGAUGGAGAACUAGAUGAAGAAACUGAGGCUUUUGGUGCAGAAUUAGAGAGCCUGUUGCAGGGUGAUCUGGGCCUCAACAUGGAAAGCUUUGAGUGUAGGUUGGUAGAAGUAGAAGAGGCACCAGAACAGCAAGCCCCUACUACCAAGACAAGUGGAACUGCCAUGAAACUGACUGCAGAACAGCUUUGCUUCUCCAAACCAACCAAGGAGAUGGCCAAUCACCUCAGACCUUUGUUCAUAACAGCAAACUUUGGGGGUAUUCCUAUUCCCAAAGUCAUGGUAGAUGAAGGUGCAGCCAUUAAUCUUUUACCCCACAGAUUGUUGAGCAAGAUGGGCAGAACAGAGAAGGAUUUAAUUCCAACACGUUUAACUGUCACCAAUUUUGCUGGGGCAUUACCAAGACUCAUGGAAUCCUGGAUGUGGAUGUCAUAA